GACUUGACCCAGUGACACAACUUUGUCACUGCGCCUGUGCAGCAGGUAUUACGGCGCUGAGCUCCGAGCAUCAUGGCAGCCUCCGUGGAGAGCGUUUGUGUAACAUAGCAGGAACAUUUUUCUGAAGAUCCAAAUCUGUAAAAGUCUCAUAUUUUACUGUCAGUAGCCUGGAAAAGACACAAACAUCUUCAUUCGUCUUCGGCCAAAGAAACUCUCUGCGUCCUACAUGCUGACAAAGAGGUUUCCUCCGGUGCAGAGUUUUCUGUUGCUGGUCUCCAGAAGUGUCGGUCACAUUGCCAGACAGCAGUACGAUGUUGUCGUGGUGGGCGGAGGUCACGCAGGGACCGAGGCGGCGGCGGCGGCAGCCAGAGUGGGAGCUGAGACACUCCUGGUCACACAGAAAAUACACACAAUCGGCGCUCUGUCCUGCAACCCGUCUCUGGGCGGAGUAGGGAAAGGCCAGCUCGUGAAGGAGAUCGACGCUCUGGACGGGCUGUGUGGUCGAGCUGGAGACUACGCUGGCAUUCACUUCUCCAUCCUGAAUCGGAAAAAAGGCCCCGCUGUGUGGGGUCCGAGAGCCCAGCUGGACCGGCAGCGCUACCGAGAAUUCAUUCAGUCGGAGCUGCUGUCCACUCCCAGGCUGACGGUGUUGGAGGGCUCAGUGGAGGAGCUGCUGGUGACGGAACCAAACCCAGAGGAGCCUGGAAAGCACCAAGUGACUGGGAUACGUUUGGUGAACUGUGACCACCCGAUCUCUGCCAGCUCAGUGGUUCUCACCACUGGUACUUUCUUAUCCGGCUCCCUCUUCGUGGGCCAGACCACGUCCCCCGGGGGUCGGAUUGGAGAUGCUCCAUCCAGUGCCGGACUGUCCCACACCCUGAGGGAGAGGCUGAAGCUAAAGAUAGGCCGGCUGAGGACUGGGACCCCUCCCAGGAUUGUGAAGGAUUCAGUGGACCUUUCCUUGACUAAGCUUCACCCCCCUGACAGUCACCCGACCCCGUUCAGCUUCCUUAACAGCCGCACAAACUGCAAGCCUGAAGAGCAGUUGCCUUGCUACCUGACCUACACCACUCCUGGUGUGGAGAGAGUGGUGAGGGAGAGUUUUCAUCUCAACUGUCACAUACAGCAAGACGCCAAAGGUCCCAGGUACUGCCCCUCCAUCGAGUCGCGAGUCCUGCGCUUCCCAGGCCGGCAGCACCAGGUGUGGCUGGAACCUGAGGGGCUGAACUCCGACCUUUUGUACCCACAGGGUCUGUCCAUGACCAUGCCACCCGAUAUCCAGCUCCGCCUCAUCAGAGAAAUCCCCGGCAUGCACAGAGCGGAGAUCCACACACCUGGUUAUGGAGUACAGUAUGACUUUGUGUGUCCCACUCAGCUGAGCCCUGCGCUCCAGGUGAAAAGCACUCAGGGUCUGUUUCUGGCCGGUCAGAUUAACGGAACGACGGGGUACGAGGAGGCUGCUGCACAGGGCUUGUGGGCGGGGGCGAACGCUGCCCGCCGGGCGCUCUCCACGCCUCCGGUAGCGCUGUCUAGAACGGAGAGCUACAUCGGAGUUCUCAUUGAUGAUCUGGUGAGCCGAGGCGUCACAGAGCCGUACCGCAUGUUCACCAGCCGGGCUGAGUUUCGAGCCUCUCUGAGGCCGGACAACGCCGACCUCCGCCUCACUCUGAAAGGCUUUGAGGAGGUGGGCUGUGUGUCUUCCUUGCGCUACCAGGAGGUUGUAAGAGUCAGGAACAGUCUCCAGGAUGCACAGACGGCCCUUAGAGCCCUCACUCUGUCCGCCGCCAAAUGGAAAGAAACGCUGCCCAGCAUCCUCAUCAGUGGGACCAAGAGCACCACAAUGACCGGUAUGGACAUAAUGCGGUACAAAGACGUGUCCUUUGAAAUGUUGGCAAAUGUCUUCCCAGAGCAGCUUUCAUCUUUCAUGGAAUUCUCACAAAGACUCCAGAUAGAAGCUGUUUACAAGCCUCACUGCGACACACAGAGGAAAGAGAUUGAGAGAAUUCAGAAGGAGGAGAACAUGUCUCUGCCACAGGACGUGGAUUAUCUCUCUCUGCCAGUGCCAAUGUCUCAGGAAGUCAGAGAGAUUCUGGACAGAGUUCGACCGAGCACUCUGGGCGCUGCUACUCGUCUGGAGGGUAUAACUCCUGCUGCCAUAGUGAGUCUCCUCAACUAUGUGCAGUUCACGGGGAAAAGGGAGAGAAGAACGAACAGAAACCAACCAGACCAGAAGGAAGAGACAGAGGAGGAACUGUGUGCAAGAAACGCAUCUUUACCUCAGUAAUACAAUGACUACAACCGUCUCGUAGAAAUGUGUAUAUUUAUAUAAAAACAACAAAAGAAUAAAUUAUGGUAUUUAAGGAUGGAACAUGUCUUUGUUGUGCCCUACUGGUAAUGGGCGACUUUUUACAUUGUGAAAAAGUUCAACAAAAUAAAACCUUGACACAUUAA
Messenger RNA from Stegastes partitus (bicolor damselfish), 2451 nucleotides. RefSeq names its product mitochondrial tRNA translation optimization 1 (gene mto1). Gene Ontology annotation, molecular function: flavin adenine dinucleotide binding. The record is from RefSeq and is a predicted model, not a curated record. Lineage: Eukaryota; Metazoa; Chordata; Actinopteri; Pomacentridae. The transcript has 13 exons. Gene Ontology annotation, biological process: tRNA wobble uridine modification; tRNA methylation. Gene Ontology annotation, cellular component: cytosol. The coding region runs from base 227 to 2284 and encodes 685 amino acids.